Molecule: messenger RNA, 4008 nt
Organism: Peromyscus eremicus (cactus mouse)
Lineage: Eukaryota; Metazoa; Chordata; Mammalia; Rodentia; Cricetidae
Gene: Sim1
Product: SIM bHLH transcription factor 1
Exons: 12
Coding region: 707-3004 (765 amino acids)
Biological process (GO): regulation of transcription by RNA polymerase II
Molecular function (GO): protein dimerization activity; RNA polymerase II transcription regulatory region sequence-specific DNA binding; DNA-binding transcription factor activity, RNA polymerase II-specific
Source: RefSeq, a predicted model, not a curated record
GCUUUUGGCUCCCAAUUAGGAACAGUACCGGCUCCUAAGCACGACGGAGGAGGAGGACUCGGAAAACACCUCGCCCGUCCCGAGCCCGUGUCCUCCUCCUCCUGCUACCUCCCCCUCCCCCAUUCAUGUCCCCGGGAAGGCCGCUCAGGCGCGCUCUGCGGGCUGCCGGUGACAGCAGGGAGGUUGGAGCCGAGACUCAGCCCGCGCGCCGGCAUGAGCGCAGUUAGGGGGCGGGAGCCUCGGGAGCCUCCGCGGCGCGCGAGGGCGUAAGUGAUCUGAAAGAAGUUAGUUACCUGGGAUUCCUGUUCUCCACAAAACGGCUCCGAACCGUCUCCAGCGCCAGAGGGAAGGAAAAGCAAACGUCGGGUAUUAUUAUGUCGAUUUUCCAAGGACAGGGGUUCUCACCACAGAACCGAUGAAAAGGCUGCCUCUUCAGGAGUCCUGCCAGCAUUUUCUACUUACAGCUCGUAGGAUUGCCGGGAUUUGCUGUGGACCAGCAACUUUCUUAUACUUACAUCUCACGACUUCAAGAAGGUAUUUUGUUUGCUGCACUGUCCAGUUCCUACCACCAUUCCGGUCUCCCUGAGCAAAGUUUAGCCUCUUCGUUCAAAGUUAUGUGAAUGUGAUUGCUAAUUGAAAGGUAACUUUUGGUUUUGGAUGAGUCUGUGGAGUUUACGUUGUAAGAAGAAAGGGAGCCCGAGACACGAUGAAAGAAAAGUCUAAAAAUGCUGCCCGGACGAGGAGGGAGAAAGAAAACAGUGAAUUUUAUGAACUGGCUAAAUUACUGCCUUUACCCUCAGCCAUCACCUCGCAGCUGGACAAAGCAUCCAUAAUCAGACUCACGACCAGCUAUCUCAAAAUGAGAGUGGUCUUCCCAGAAGGGCUUGGCGAGGCGUGGGGCCACACCAGUCGAACCAGUCCCUUGGACAACGUUGGUCGAGAACUGGGCUCUCAUCUACUCCAGACUCUGGAUGGCUUCAUCUUCGUGGUGGCCCCAGAUGGAAAGAUCAUGUACAUUUCAGAGACAGCUUCGGUUCACCUGGGCCUUUCUCAGGUGGAGCUGACUGGAAACAGCAUCUAUGAGUACAUCCACCCGGCUGACCACGAUGAGAUGACAGCGGUGCUCACAGCCCACCAGCCCUACCACUCGCACUUUGUACAGGAGUAUGAGAUCGAACGUUCCUUCUUUCUGAGGAUGAAGUGUGUUUUGGCCAAGCGGAAUGCUGGCCUCACCUGCGGUGGCUACAAGGUCAUUCACUGUAGCGGCUACCUGAAGAUCCGCCAGUACAGCCUGGAUAUGUCGCCCUUCGAUGGGUGUUACCAGAAUGUGGGCUUGGUGGCCGUGGGUCACUCCCUGCCUCCGAGCGCUGUCACAGAAAUCAAACUACACAGCAACAUGUUCAUGUUCCGAGCCAGUCUGGACAUGAAGCUUAUUUUCCUGGACUCCAGGGUGGCGGAGCUGACUGGGUAUGAACCUCAGGACUUGAUUGAGAAGACCCUGUACCAUCACGUGCACGGCUGCGACACCUUCCACCUACGCUGCGCACAUCACUUACUGUUGGUGAAGGGGCAGGUGACCACCAAGUACUACAGGUUCUUGGCGAAGCACGGCGGCUGGGUCUGGGUACAGAGUUAUGCCACCAUCGUUCACAACAGCCGCUCCUCCAGGCCGCACUGCAUCGUCAGCGUCAACUACGUCCUCACAGACACAGAAUACAAAGGGCUGCAGCUCUCCCUGGACCAGAUCUCAGCCUCUAAGCCCACCUUCUCCUAUGCCAGCAGCUCCACACCUACCAUCACUGACAACAGGAAGGGGGCUAAGUCUCGGCUCUCCAGCGCCAAGUCAAAAUCCAGGACCUCCCCAUAUCCCCAAUAUUCGGGAUUCCACACUGAAAGAUCGGAAUCUGACCAUGACAGCCAGUGGGGUGGAAGUCCCCUGACUGAUACUGCCUCCCCACAGCUCCUGGACCCAGAGAGGCCUGUUUCUCAGCACGAAGUGUCAUGUGCCUAUAGGCAGUUCCCAGAUCGCAGCUCUCUCUGCUAUGGCUUUGCCCUGGACCACUCCAGGCUGGUGGAGGACAGGCACUUCCACACUCAAGCCUGUGAGGGGGGCCGCUGCGAGGCAGGCAGGUACUUCUUAGGAGCACCACCAACUGGGAGAGAUCCCUGGUGGGGCUCUCGAGCAGCCUUGCCGCUUACCAAGGUUUCCCCGGAGAGCAGAGAAACCUAUGAGAACAGCAUGCCGCAUAUCACCUCUGUCCACAGAAUCCAUGGUCGAGGUCACUGGGAUGAAGAUAGCGUGGUCAGCUCUCCAGACCCUGGGUCAGCCAGUGAAUCAGGUGACCGAUACCGCACCGAACAGUAUCAAAACAGCCCACAUGAACCUAGCAAAAUUGAAACUCUCAUAAGAGCCACGCAGCAGAUGAUUAAAGAGGAGGAGAAUAGAUUACAGCUAAGGAAAGCUCCUCCAGACCAACUGGCGUCCAUUAAUGGAGCUGGGAAAAAACACUCCAUCUGUUUUGCAAACUAUCAACAGGCCCCACCGGCAGGGGAAGUCUGCCACAGCUCUGCUCUGGCCAGCACUUCACCAUGUGACCAUGUCCAGCAGAGAGAGGGGAAGAUGCUCAGCCCUCAUGACAACGACUAUGACAACAGCCCCACUGCACUGUCUCGGAUAAGUAGUCCCAGUUCUGAUCGCAUUACAAAGUCCAGUUUGAUCUUGGCUAAAGACUACCUACAUUCAGAUAUGUCUCCUCAUCAGACAACAGGAGAGCAUCCUGCCAUUUCUCCAAACUGCUUUGGCUCCCACCGGCAGUAUUUUGAUAAGCAUGCCUAUACAUUAACUGGAUAUGCCCUGGAGCAUUUAUAUGACAGUGAAACUAUUAGAAACUAUUCCUUGGGCUGCAAUGGCUCACACUUUGAUGUAACUUCCCAUCUGAGGAUGCAGCCAGACCCAGCACAAGGACACAAGGGAACAUCUGUUAUAAUAACCAAUGGAAGCUGAUGUUUUUCUAAGAUAUUUUGUUUUUUUUUCAAGGGUCUCUGAAACACAUUUAUAGUUUAAUACCCCAUUAGCAGCAUUUACUAUACCACAGAUUGUUAGAAAGUCUAAAUUAAAGUUUCUGGCUAUUUGACACGAGUUCCUGUGGGGGGGGAAUACAAAACAAAAACAUUACCAACAUUCAGGGUUAUACACAGAUAAUUGAGCUAAAAUGAAUACAGAAAUUGCCCACAUAUUAUAGCAGAACCAUAAUAGAUAUAUUUGGAUUGAAAAAUACUAAUGCAAAUUAAGCAUAUAUGCCACUUGGAAGGGCUGAUGAAUGAAAACAUUGUGUCGUGACAAUCUAAUAGAAUUCAUACACAUAGACCUUAUGCUACUUACAAACUGCUACGUACACUUCACAUGCAUAAAUACACAAAAUGGGUACUUUUUCUUACCUGUCACAUAAAGCUUCUUAAGGAAACACCAGUUCUCAAAAUAACUAAAGAAGAGAAGGAUAUGUCUUGUAAACUUGUUUCUUCUUCUUCAUGGUUUUAAACUAGUCCACCCAUUUGGUUCACUAGAGAAAUGGUGCUGGUUACAGUACACAAGUGUGUUUUCACCUGGUAUCCAUUACAAGCAAUCAGGAAGUAGUGAUUUUCCACCUUACUUUUGAGUUAGACAUGGACCAGGAUUGGAUUGACAUAACAGUAAGGAUCUUUCUAAGUCGUAGCAUUGAAAUGUUCGGAGACACGUAAAAAACGUAGCCUACUCAAUUGUAAGUGGAUUAGUGAAGGAAAGGGCAAAGCAGUGUAGAAUGAUACUAAAUCUCAAAACAACUUUUGAGACUGAAACAGGUAAACAAUAUUUUGGGGGCUAGUGUACAAAAUACACAAAUAAGAAAUUUAAACCAGUUUACCCAGACAAAAUGCUGAUAAGUGCAAAAGUAACUAAGGAAGCUCUGUAAAGUACUACAAGACAACAGGAUAAGUGUUUUAAAACAUUUGAAAACACAGAUACGACAGUGU